AUGCCACCCGAUGAGGGGGGGCAGAGCUCGCCCCCUCGGUUGUGUUCGGCGGCCGAUGGGUACGCUGCCCCCAUAGUCGCGGAGGAUCUGUUGCAGCUGCAGCGUAUUGUUUGUGGGUUUCUCAUCAGGUGACAGUGCGAGCGGAGGUUCUAGGAGCGACAAGAGAAGCCCCUUGAUCUUCAUAAGGGGGUGCUUCUGCGAACGCCGGUGCUGUCGCCAAGUGCGACACCGGUGAAAGAGAGUGUCGUGGUCGAUAGGUUUGCGGUUGGUGGUACUGCUGCCGUACUGAGCAUCAACACGGACCAGAGGUCGACCUCCUCGUACGAGAUGAGUGAUCGGACCCAUUUUACGGCCCCGCUGCUGCCGGCCACCUCAGCGCGGUGUCAGAGCUCAGCACCCGCCCUGUGGGGAGGCCGCGAGCCUGCAGUCCCCCCUCGGGCACGGCUGCGGGCUCGUGGUGUGCGGAGGUGA
Messenger RNA from Leishmania braziliensis MHOM/BR/75/M2904, 471 nucleotides. The record is from the annotation of a RefSeq genome assembly. NCBI's taxonomy places the organism in Eukaryota, Euglenozoa, Kinetoplastea, Trypanosomatida, Trypanosomatidae.